Molecule: messenger RNA, 6354 nt
Organism: Neopelma chrysocephalum (saffron-crested tyrant-manakin)
Lineage: Eukaryota; Metazoa; Chordata; Aves; Passeriformes; Pipridae
Gene: BCLAF3
Product: BCLAF1 and THRAP3 family member 3
Exons: 13
Coding region: 184-2343 (719 amino acids)
Biological process (GO): positive regulation of transcription by RNA polymerase II
Cellular component (GO): mediator complex
Molecular function (GO): transcription coregulator activity; DNA binding
Source: RefSeq, a predicted model, not a curated record
GCAGCGGCGGGAGCGGCCCCGCAGGCGACACUGCAGCAAUACAGACUUUGGCGUGUCCCUUGCAGCUUCCGAUUGAUCCCUGCCUAGAAGACAGUCAAUGGAAAGCUUGGAGCUGCUCCUUAUCUAUUUGGGCAAAGUGAGAGAAUAGUGAGCUUCAAGAAACUCAUAAGCACGUGAGAGAAGAUGACAAGAUCUAGAUCAAGAUCACCACGAUGGAAACCAAGGUCCUUAUCUCCAGCAUUUAGGAGUCCAGAGCAUCAUAGGCAAAGGCAUGCUCAUAUUAAUUAUGACUGUGAAUAUAAAAGCUUUCGUAAGGACCCAAAGAAGCCUAUGCCUUGGAGAACAGAAGAUGAAAAAUAUGGACAAAACAAUUCCAGGUUUGCACCUCAUGGAAAUAACCACCAGAGAAUAUAUGAACGUAGGUCACCUUCACCAAACCUGAAAAGAAUUCCCAUGGAAGAUGCUUACAGUCAUAAGCCCUACAGAACACAUUCAUCUGAAAGAACUGAAAGCAAUAGGAGAUGCCAGUUACCACCAAAAUACUCGGAAAUACCUUAUAAAGAGCAUGAUCGUCCAUUUUACCAACACAAAAUGGAGGACAGAUAUGUGUUUGAUCACUACAAAGUCACUGGAAACGAAAAAGGAAUGAAGCCUUUUCACAGACCAUUAGGGUCUUCAUGUAAACUUGAAAGAAAAUGGCAUGAAGAUGACUUGAGGCACCAGAGGUUACAUGAAGAGAAGUAUGGUCAGUCACCCAGAAGAGUUUCUGAUGAAUUUACGGCAAGGAGCUCUUUACAGAAGAGGUAUCCUGAAGAUCACGAUUACAGAGAAUAUGGGCACACGUCUAAAAGGGCUAAGGAAAUGGAGAGGUAUGACUGUGGAGACGUAGCAAGAAAUUCCAAGUGGAAGCAAGAACGUUCUUUUCCACCCUACCAAGAAAAGGAGGAGCAAAGAUACCCGGGUGCCCAGUCCCACCGGUCGGCUGAAAGGGAGUACGUGGGGGGUUCUGUCCCAAAGAUAGCCUAUGAGUACAAUCACAACCGGCGCAGGCAUCCGGAGGGGGAAAAGCCUUUUCCAGGCGAUAGAGCUCAGAAGUACGUGAAGCAGGAGGACCAGAAAUACAGUUCUUCUAAGGGUGCCCGGAAUAGCAAAGAGCCAGAGUACUUUAGUGGUGGAAGAGCGAGGCGGACUGAAGAAGGACACGUCGAAGUACCUGUUAAAUAUAGCUCAAAGAAGGGCUGUGAUGCUUGUGUUAACUCUUCCAAAAUGGAUGUUGAGCCAAGAUCUUUUAAAAACAAACCAAAUGAAAGAGUAAGGAAGGACGGGGAAUUAAGGAAAAACGUAGAUUCCUCCAAUAGCCAAUGUGAUUCGAGUCAUACUGUUUCAGAUGUGAAAGUGUCAGAUGUCAACUGUAUGAGGGAACAUCUCACAAUCAAAGUGGAUCUGAAGAAAACGGUGACCAAGUACAGGACUGCUUCCAGUCAUACUACAGAGAGACAGAUAUCCCAUGAUCUGGCUGCUGUUGGCAGAAAAAAUGAGAAUUUUCAUCCCGUGUUUGAGCACAUGGAAUCUGUAACACAAAAUGUUGAAAAGGACCCAUCAAAAGAAUUUACUCAGGAAAUAAUCACAAUUAUUCAUCAAGUUAAAGCAAAUUAUUUUGCAUCUUCUGACAUAACUCUACAUGAACGGUUCUCAAAAAUUCAGGAUAAACCAAGUACAAAUACGAAUGAAGUGAAAGUACAUUUGGAUCCAGAAAUUCACAGGAGAAUUGACAUGUCUCUAGCAGAACUUCAGAACAAACGAACUGUGCCAUCUGAAUCUCCCCAGAACAUUGUAAGAGUGUUAGAAGAUCCAAAUGAUCUACGGUAUGAUAUAGAAAGGAGAAGAAAAGAGAGAUUGAAGAAUGAAGAUGAGAGAGUCUUUCAUGUAGAUGGUGUAACUCCAAGGAACCAGCAAAGCUGCAGUCUUUCAAAGUUACAAACCUCUCAACUUGAUGGCUUCCAAAAGCCUAUGAGGUUCAUUAAGCCAGCUUUCAGGAAAUUUGUUGGGAGACCUCAUCUUAAUUCUUACUAUUCUUCAAAACCAAGUGAUACUUACCCUCACAGACGCAUUAGAGGACACCUUGAACAUGCAGGACCCAUCAGAAGGCACUUUAAGAGCAACUCUGCAGAUGGCCGUUUGCAAUCCCAUUAUAAAUCAGGCUUAGUACAGAAGGGUUUAUAUAUUCAGGCUAAGUACCAGCGGUUACGUUCUGUUGGUGUAAGGGGAUUUACCACUAAUAAAUUCAGAGAUGGAUUUUUGAGGAAAGAAAAGGGAAAUCUAAAUGUUGCAACAGAAACCUGAACUGAACUGUGAUCCUGAAGUUGAAACAGAUAACACAGCAAAGGGAGCAUCUGUUCGUUUUUUGACAACUCUGUCAAGACUUAAAAUAGGAUAAAGGAACUAACGCUGUAACUUUCUUGAUUAAAAAAUAACUUUAUUUUGAAUGCUGCAGAACUUUUUUACAGUUUUAAUAAUUGCUUUUAAAGUACAGUAUUCAACUGAAACAUCAUGGUGUGUACCUUUUAGUUCCUUUGGCAUACCAGUCUCAAGUAAGGAAGUCAUUGAAGGGAGUCUUAUUUAUUAAAUACUUUUUCUCUCAGCAUGUUGUUACAGAUGGAACUUGAGUUGUUAUACCCAGAAGUUUAUAUGUUGAAAGUUUAUUGCUUAUGUAAUAAUAAAAAGGAAAAAAAAAAGUGCCUGAAUUGUUUGGUAAUAGCACAUUAGCUCAGGAUUUUCCAAGUAAUGACCUUUUAGGUUGUGCAAUAGAUUUUACACCUCUGUUCAGCCAUUUCCAUAAAACAGUAUUUUGUAUUACUUUAGUUUAAUAAUAUACUUGGGUUUCUGAUAUGUAUGUACAUUUGUAAAUUGUUAGAAUGUUGGGACAACUUUUGGCAUUUGAUUAAAAUGAAUGGGAACGGGCAGGUAUGUAAAAUAAUGUAGCAGUAGCUUAUAACUGCACUGAAAGCAUGCUUGGGUUUGUUAGAGGGUUAGUUGGUCUGUACUCAAAAUUAUUCUGUCUCAUUAUGUUUUGGUGUAUGAGAUUCUUGACCGAGCCACAUUUCUCUAAUCUUUUUUUGUUAUAAAUGAUUUGGUGAUUUCCUGGAUUCUGAAAUUGGGGCCUGAAGUAUUUAAUUACAAGAAAAACAAAAAAUGUAAGUUGUUGAAAGCAUGUCUUUUAGCAAAGCUGUUCAUAAUUGAAACUGCUUUAAAUGCAGAUAGCUUGUAAUUUUGCCAGUGAUUCUCUGAAGUUUACCUUACUGCAAUAUUGUUGGGCUGAGCACAAAACUCAAAUAGCCAGACCUGUUUCAUAAGCAGCUAUAAACAAUAUUGUAUCUGUUUCCUGUUUAUAGCCUUUGCCUUAAUGCAUAAGCUGUGGUAGGGUUGUGUGUCUGUAUUACAGGUUUGUUUGGACUUUUUUCUGAUGGUAAGUUAAAGAUUCAUAAAAUGUAGUUUUAAGAGAUGUUCUUAAGAAGGAAAUUGUUCACAAUAUCCAUAAUAAAUGCAGGCUAAUGUAUUUCCAUAAUUUCAAAGGUGUGUUAGCUGUAUAGAAUGCAGGCUAGUCUCUGUUGUGGCUAGUAGAUCAGAAUUCAAAUAAUGGGUUAGAGGUAUGUUCAGGGGAAAGGAAACUUGUUUUUUGAGUGGAAAAUCAGGAUGUGAUUUCUGCAUGCUUUUUUUUGUAAUGAUUUUUUCCACAAUGCCUUCAGUAGACAGACUAUUUCAAAAUGUGGUUAUGGCUCAGAACAGCUAAAAUGGUGUCACGUAAGAUCUUCAGUUCAUGGGGUGCACUGCUUAGCGUUCAUAGGGAAUAAGGCAGGAAGUGUGCAACAUUCAUUGAUGUUAUGGUCAUUCAACAGUAACAGACGGUUUGUUUCUAAAAAACAGAUCUUCAGUUUAAAUAACAAUCAUAAAUGAUUUAACUAAUUUUUCAGUAACCUCACAUGCAUACACAAAAUGGGAAGUGAAAGGUAAGAAAUUCCGUGGCCGGAUAGAGGCAGGCAACUUUCUGCAGAUAAGAAAGUGGUUUUUUACUUAUCACUGUCAGUGAUGAAUCUGGCAGAAUCAUCCCGUGUAGAGUUACUGGGAGGUGAAAAUAAGGAAUUGAAACAACAGGUUGAGUCAACCCAAAGCAAAUGUGGAGUAGCUGCAGUUCUGAUGAGUCUGCUGGCAAGGGAGCACUGCACGUGCCCCACAAAUCUGGGCAGGUUUACCCUCAAGCCAACAAGCCUUUCACACAACUUUUGAUUGUGCACUGUGAAAGACGUAAGAAGUGAAACCAUAUAUGAUAAAGGACGAACUACUGAAGCUGUAUCAUCUUAUUCAACAGGAUACUACUGUGUCUGUAAGCUUCCUGCAGUGUUCUUACUAAAGCCUGGAAGUGAACUCAUUGUUGAGCAAAUGGGAAAAGUGGAUACAUGAAGAAACUUCUGACAUGGCAGUUUUGCUAACACUGCUUGGAAGUAAUGCUGAAGUAGUCAGACUUCAGUCAGUUAAUGCUGCUUUAACCAGUUUUAAACACGUGACUGACUCCUCUGAUUUUGUGCUUUCUUAUUUUAUCUAUGCAUGACUAGGUAACUCUAAUUUUGUUUUGUACUUUAACAGUUUAGCUUUCUGCUUUAUUUCUACAACUGUGACCAACAUAUUACAAAGAAGUUUGGGGGUUUUUUGACAUGUUUGCUGACUUUGAUUUCCCCCCCACCCCUCACCUACCCUUCCCCAUCUCAAGAUGAAUGUAAUGUGAAAUGUAGUUACUGUUUCAGUUGGUUUAGCUUUUAUGUAAGGUGUUACUAUUUGCUCAAAUCACAUUCUUGACUGAUAACUUCAGUAAUUUGGGAUUCUGUCAUGAUGAAACUUCCUAAAUUUUAUAAAAUGCGUACAGAAAUGUAUGAAUUUUAUAAAAAUUCAUGGCUUAGAUGCUGGAGGCAUCUACUCUAUAUCUAGUGUGAGACAUUGCUGUGUAGAUUUAUCUUUGUGAAUUACAGGGGCCUGUGUCUACAUACUUAUAGCCAAAUCAGAUUAUUUAUUCUUUUAGCACAGAAAAUUCUGUUGAACUGGAAAUACAGUGUUUGGUUGAGAGCAAUGUACUGAAGUUACUGAUUGGGUUGUGAAGACACAGGAAAAAAUGUUAAGUAGAAGAAAGGUCAAUUUACUUGAAUAACUUGGUGCCUUUCUGUAUUGUGACUGCAUUGUAGAAAACACCUGUACAAAGACUUAACUGAAAUCCUGAUCAUUGCAUUCUUUCUAAUGGGAGCAUGGACUGAUAACAGUUCUUGUUAAAAUAACUGUUUACUUUAAGUGUGUAAGCCUCAGUAGGAAAACAGUGGCUCUUUUAUUAGUAAAGUCACUGCAUUUGCAUUGGAAGGGCAAGUUGAAAAUGUGAUUGUCUUAAGAGCUUUCUAGUUUUCUGUUUUAUACUUUGAAAAUACAAAUGUGAAUUGCCUUUGUUUAGCUUGAAAUGGCUGUUAAAUGCUCAUGUCAUUCUCAGUUGUUCACAUGUGAAAUUGUUUUUUUUAAUUGCUAUCCAAAAUGCAAUGGGUUUAAUAUGACUAGAGUCUUCCUACUAAAUGUCUGAAAUACUGAGUGGCUAUGAUGUUAGCAAUUACAUUGCUGAUCCAUUUAAUCUCUGCAUAAGUUGGUUAGAAUUGUUACUUUAAACUUUGUGAUGAUUGGGUUCACAAGGUUCACAAAAUUCUGGGUCUAGUAAGAAACAACACAUUGCAAGGCUUCUACAAGCCUGCCUUAACUCUAAUAAUUACUUACAUGUUUAAAAUUGUUUUACCUGAUGGAUUUAGAUGGUCUUGAGACCUGAGCAUAAUUGUCUCAACUCAGGUAACUGAUAGAGGUUGGGAAGAAAUUCAGCUGAUCGAUCGCCUGUUGUGUAAGUUUUUACCUGCUGCCUUCUUCCCUAGGGCCUCAGGGUGAAAUGCUGAGUUUUGUUUAAAUGAACUUGGUUGCUUUAAAGACAGAAAAAAAUCCCAAGAUAACACUGUUGUGGCAUUAAAAAAGGCAGUUCUCAAAACUUUCUUGUUAUGCAUCGGAAGGUCAUUUUCUGCCAUGUCUUGGCAGUGGAUAGUUAGAAUUGCUUGGAGAAGAUGAUAAAAAUCAUAACAGAGACUGAUUUCUCAGUAUUUACCUUAGAUUGUAAAUGGAGGGUGUUCUUUAAUUUCUUUGCUUUCUGAAAGAAAAGCUUUUCCCAUGCUGCGUUAGAAACAUCCCUCUUGCCUUUCUUUAAGCAUCUGAACAGCAAUCUACAAUGUUCUUCAUGGGAGAGCCCUCUUAAAAGACUUCAGACUUGCAUCCUAAUGAAUCUGGGGG